Lasiodiplodia theobromae is the source of this 798-nucleotide messenger RNA. Its product is annotated as Mitotic spindle checkpoint component. Bases 1 to 798 code for a protein of 265 amino acids. The record is from RefSeq and is a predicted model, not a curated record. NCBI's taxonomy places the organism in Eukaryota, Fungi, Ascomycota, Dothideomycetes, Botryosphaeriales, Botryosphaeriaceae. The transcript is spliced from 3 exons. Gene Ontology annotation, biological process: mitotic spindle assembly checkpoint signaling. Gene Ontology annotation, cellular component: kinetochore; cytoplasm; nucleoplasm.
AUGUCGGCCGAAGAGGAGAAGCCAAAGACCAAGUCGUCGACCAAGUCUGCAUCAAAGUCCACCUCCAAGACCACCGCCGGCGAAAAGAAGAAGGUUAAGAAGAGCUCGUCGUCGAAAGAUGACGCCGGAGCCAAGACGCACAAGCUGGCUCUGAAGGGCUCUUCCAAGGUCAUUUCCGAAUUCUUCGAAUACUCGAUCCACACCAUUCUCUUUCAGCGGGGCGUCUAUCCUGCCGAAGACUUCACGGCUGUCAAGAAGUACGGUCUGACCAUGAUGGUGUCGUCCGAUGACCAGGUGAAAGCCUACAUCAAGAAGAUCAUGUCCCAGUUGAGCAAGUGGAUGCUCGGCUCCAAAAUCAACAAGCUCGUCAUCGUCAUCACUAGCCGCGAGACGGGCGAGCACGUCGAGCGCUGGCAGUUCGACGUGCAAAUCUUCAACAAGAACGCCAAGCGUACCGCCUCCGAAGCACCUGCGGCGGGCGAAGCAGACAGCGAGAAUGCCGCCGCAGAGCCGCAGCCACCAUCCAAGGAAACCCCAGAGAAAACCGAAGCUGAGAUCCAGUCCGAGAUCCAAUCGCUGUUCCGCCAGAUCACCGCGUCCGUAACCUUUUUGCCCAUGCUGGACGGGAAUUGCACCUUCAACGUUCUGGUGUAUGCCGAUGCCGAUUCCGACGUCCCCGUCGAGUGGGGCGAUUCCGAUGCCAAGGAAAUCGAGAACGGCGAGAAGGUCCAGCUGAGAAGUUUUUCGACAAGCAAUCACCGUGUCGAUACCUUAGUCAGCUACAGGCUUGCCGACUGA